Molecule: messenger RNA, 643 nt
Organism: Arabidopsis lyrata subsp. lyrata
Lineage: Eukaryota; Viridiplantae; Streptophyta; Magnoliopsida; Brassicales; Brassicaceae
Exons: 7
Coding region: 119-427 (102 amino acids)
Source: RefSeq, a predicted model, not a curated record
UAUACAAGUUUACUAAAACGCAUACUUUUUAUCUCACCGUCUUUUAUUUCGUCUUCCUCAUCUUUCUCGUCUCUGAACCUCUUCUCUAAGAACGAAUAAAGAAUUCGACAAGGCAAAAAUGUCGACGGAUUGCAACAGAGCCGACGAUUUCUUGUUUUCACAGCAACAAGAGUCUACUUCUGGUGCAAAUAAGUACGAAGGACUUGUGCCAAAGAAAAAGCCUCUUAUCUCUAAGGAUUCCAAACGUGCUUUCUUCGAUUCAGCAGAUUGGGCUUUACUCAAGCAAGAAGCAAGUAUAGAUCAGAGACCAAUUGCGGCAAUAGAGAAACUAAGACCCAAAUUUCAGAGAACGCCUCGCAAGGAACUUCCCCCUAGAAGACCCACAUGUGCAACGGGACAUGAUAAUCUGACAGAGUCGAGCUUUUAGGGUACAAGGAAAAGGGUUUGCGUGGAAAUUGUGGAACGCGAUUGGUUUGGUGGUAGUGAGCCUACUCACGUGUUUCAUGUUUCCAUAAAAAAAACUUGUGUGCAGUUAUGCACAGUUUGUUCGGUUUUUUUCGAUAUUGAUUCAUAAAAAUGUUUGUCAUUUCAAUAAAUUGCGCAGACAAUUGUUGCUGUGUUCUUUCUUUUUUCUUUUGCUCCA